Messenger RNA from Rhipicephalus sanguineus (brown dog tick), 4584 nucleotides. Its product is annotated as transient receptor potential cation channel subfamily M member 3-like. NCBI's taxonomy places the organism in Eukaryota, Metazoa, Arthropoda, Arachnida, Ixodida, Ixodidae. Gene Ontology annotation, molecular function: monoatomic cation channel activity. The record is from RefSeq and is a predicted model, not a curated record. Gene Ontology annotation, biological process: monoatomic cation transmembrane transport.
GCUGCAUCAGAAGAAGCGAAGAGGCGCGUUCGAACGCGGCUGUCCCUGCCUGAGCAAAAGUCAUGGCUGCCAAGUCCGAGUCUUCGUCCACGGCGCCCAACCGCAAAGGCUCCGUCGCCGAGCACACGAUGCAGUCGGCCACUGUCGACGAACCUUCAUCGCGGUACCUUUGCGGCAAGGGCGAGAUCCACUUCUGGAAGAACUUCAUGUUCGAGCCAGAAGGUCGCCCUUACAUUCGGGUGACCCACGACAUCAGCAUUGAGGAGGUGCUGACCGUCCUCACCCGUGACUGGAAGUUCACCCUGCCUCGCAUCGUGCUCGUGGUCGUAUCGAGCCUGGCCACUUGGCAGGAGUGGAGCGCCCCCAGGCAGCUUGAGAACUUCAAGGAGGGCCUCAUCAAGGCGGCCAACACGACUGCCAUGUGGAUCCUGACGAACGGCAUCAAUACGGGCAUCGCCAAGGACAUCGGCUCGUGGGUCAACGAGGAGCUGGUGCAGCGGCUCAUCAUGCGCUGUCACCGGCACCCGCACACGGACUUCGAGAAGCGGCCGCCCCUAUGCCUGGUGGGCAUCGUGCGCGAGGACCUCCUGACGUGCGCCGACAAGUUCGAGAGCACGAAGGACGGAACCAUAUAUAUCGAAAACACGGGCAGCCGGCCCGAAGACAACAGGUUCGACCUGAAUCCGGACCACACGCACUUCAUAAUCGUGAAAGACGACACGGUGAACAAGAGUGGCCUAAACUACUUCAUGCUGAAGCUGGAGCAGCAUUUGUCGAUGACGCAAGACGACGACAGUGUGAUGCCUCAGAGCAUGGGUCCUCCCCCGUCGACGCUGUACUCCGCCGAGAUCCCUCUGAUAGCUCUCGUGUGCCAGGGAGGAACCGGUUGCAACAAGAUGGUCCUCGAACACCUCAAGAAGCAACUGCCUGUCCUGGUCAUACAGGGCAGCGGAGGUGUUGCCGAUCUACUGGCGCUCGCCUACAACGAGAUCGACAGGCGUGGUGCCACCCUUUGGGAUCCAGAGUUUAUCGAGAGCGUGUUGAAACCCGAAAUUAGCACGCAGAUUUGCCAAAUGUUCCCCAAGUUCAGAGACAACGCAUUGUCCAGGAACGUCUUCAAGGACAGAAUCAUCGAGUGCCUUCGACUAGCAUGCCAGACUCAAGAACAGAUGUAUUUCACCGUGAUCAAUAUACACCACCACCGCAACAACCUGAAGCACCUCGACGACAUCCUGCUCAAAGUAGUGUUCAAGUCCCAAGUACGGCACCAUCACGCGCACCAAAUGAAGAAAGACCUGCUGCUGACGUUGGACUGGAACUGCCCGCACGUCGCCAUGACAAAGGUCUUCUCAAAAGACUUCGCUCAGCAGUAUCAGAUCGACCGAGAAGAGUUCGAGUACGCUCUGCUGCGACCAAAGCGAGAGGAAUUCCUGCACAUCUUUCUGAACCGAGGCUUCCAAGUCCACAAGUACUUGUCGCCCAAAAGACUCCGGCAGCUCUUCUCGAAAAUUCAACACGAAGAGUUCUUUCGUUCUGUCUGCUGGGAAGGGGCCCUUGGACAUAGCACGCUGUACAGAAUUGGCAAGAAUUUCAUCGAGGGCGACCUGAACUGGUUGAUAGAGACGACGAGUGGGAUGCGCAACUUCAUCGACCCGGAUGAGCUGCUGAUGAACACAGCGCAGGGUAUUUACAUCCAGGACGCGGCCUCAGCUGAGCGCAAAGCCCUGGUCAUCCUCUCCUUGUGGGCAGUGUUCUCCAACCGACGCAAGACGGCCGAAGUCCUGUGGAAGAACUGCGACCAGCCCAUCCACCUGGCCCUGCUCGUGUCCAUGACGUACGAGAAGAUGACCAUGUACGUCAACGAGGGCACCAUCAAGCACGAGCUCCUCGACACCAGCAAGUAUUUCGCCGGGUUGGCUACCGGCGUGCUCGACUUGUGCUACCUGGACUCGACGUGCCGUGCGUACGACAUCCUGAGCGUGCAGAGUAUGGAUUGGAAGUACAAGACAGCCGUCGACAUCGCAGCCGAGGCCAAGAACCGCAAGUUCCUGGCGCACCCGUGCUGCCAGAAGUGGCUGACCAACCAGUUCCUGGGUCGAAUCAGCGUCCGCGACAUCACUUGGGGAUUCUUCAGCAUUCCUCUAUGGCUGAAGGUAAUUCUGUGCGCAUUCACGAUCUUGCCAAUGUACAUCUGGGUGCGCAUCAAGAGUGACCCGCACCAGAUGGAAUACGGCGAGGAUGACGAGUUCGAUAAAGACUUCAGCUCCAAGAAUAUUACGGAGGUUGUGAAGUUCGACCGGUGCGACACGGGCGGGACCGUGGGUCAGGAGGGAAUUCUCAUACGUCAGAAUCCUCCAAUCUACCGAAUGGUCUACGUCAUGUGGAAUGCCCCCAUCACGAAAUUUUGGGUUUAUCAGAUAUUUUAUAUUCUCUUUCUUGGGACAUUGAGCAUCGCCGUGCUGUGGCCUUCUUGCGGUGACCCCACGCUGGACACCAUCUGCGUGGUGUGGACGUUCCUUAUCGCCGUGGAGACGAUUGAUCGAACGUAUCGCCUGCAUCUCACGAACGCCAACGUUCCCUUGCUGUCGAAGUGCAUCGAGGUUUUCCUCAUUAUGUUUUUCUGCGUCACGUACCUGUGCUCGAGGCUGCUGAGGAUCGGGCUCUUCGAGGACCCCUACAAUGGGAAAGUGCUCACCUGCGUGGGACUGCUGUACUUCUAUUACCGGCAGACGCUCAUAUACCUGCCCAUAUCACCGCAGCUUGGUCCGCUCCUCCACAUCGUGAAACUCAUGGUCUGUCGAGAUUUCGCAAACUUCAUGCGCAUGGCGCUGCUGGUGAUCAUAUGCGGAGGCAUCGUGGUGCACGUCGUGCUGUAUCCCGACUACCCGAUCACGGUCGAGCUCUUCCGCAGAAUAUUCCACAUGGCCUGGUUCUCCCUCUGGCUGACGCCCAUCGACGACCUCGAAGGAGAAACCAGGUGCGCCCAAAUACCUCCGCCAGAUCGCGACAAGGGAUGUUUCGUCAGCAACUAUUCGGACGAGAGUUGCCCAAAUGCGGGUCUGUGGCCCUACGUGUUCGCGGUGAUCUACUUUGCGCACCUGAAGCUGAUCCUUCUCACGGUCCUGGUGGCGCUUUUCUAUAACACGGUCGCCGAAGUGACACCACAAGCGGACGCCGUCUGGAAGUUCCAACGGUACGAGCUUGUCAUGGAUUUCGCCAUGCGGCGCUGCUUACCACCUCCACUCAAUGCCAUUGCUUACGUCUGGUGCAUCUUGGCCGCCAUCUUCAAGGUGUGCAGGCGUGCAAUCAGGAGGAAGAAGCGACACUUGCCUCUGCACCCGUUGGCGAAAGACGUCAGCAAAGGUCAAAAGUUGUCUGAGCUGGACUACCACUACUGGAAACAAAAAGCUUUGGAGUACAGCAACAACCUUGCCUCUGCCAACCAGAACAGAGCCCAGAUGAUGUCCGACAACUUGACAUUGAUGUUGGAGGACGUGGACUACCAGCGCAGUACGCUGGAUCAACUCAAAGGACAAGUGGAGGAGGUCCAGCGCAAGAUGUCUCUGUCGCUCAUCUACCUGGAGACCCUCAAGCAGGCGUCGUCUUCAAAGGGAGAUCCCAUGUCCGUGGCUGCGACCAUCCAGCAGCAGACGACUCUGCACUACAUCUCUCGCCAGUCUCCCUAUCCGGGCACCAAGAUACAGCGGUUCCCGGUGCCUGACAAGUUCGUGCCCUGGGAGGUCAUGUGGCUGGACUACGAACCGAUCGCUUACACCAGGCCCCGGGCACAGUUCCCGGCGCCGCUUCAGGUCUACGUGGACGAGGACAUCGUCGUGAUCCCGAAAACCGAAAACGCUCAAAGCCUGCCGCCGCUGAAGUGGAACUGCUUGUCAACGUCCCCCGGUGGCAUCAACAUAGACCGACGCUCGUGGAUCGAAGACGCUGACAGUACGAACAUCAUCUACAUUCUCGAGAACGAAGGAGUUCCGAGGAAUCCGGCUGGAAGAACUGGUCUAAAAGGAAGGGGCGCGCUUCCGCGAUGGGGACCAAACCAUUAUGUCCUAUUCAUUAUCAGCAGGUACCAGAAGUCGCGCUCAGCCCUAUCAACAGGAAGAGGGCUGGAAAUAGCCCUCAUGAGGAUUUUCAGAACUGAUCAGUUUGUGCUGCCAGGUGACUUUGUUCCCGGUGAGCUGAAGUACGACGGAGUUAUGCGGGUGUGCUUCAAGAUUCCCGAGGGCACGCCAAUGUCGAGUGCAGAACACGUGAGAGCCUUCUUCUCGGGGUGCCUCCAAGAGCAACCCGACGCGUCUGAUCCCAGCCAGGCAGUGGACUGCUCGAUAGCUCGCCGGGGUUACAUGGACGAUCCGAUGAACACCGAUAACUGCUGGCGAGAAGUCGAGCUCUGGAAAGUUCACUAUGGUGGAAAGGAGACGCUGGGAGAGAAGUUUCAGCCCAAUGUGGUGUGGAGGCUCGUAACCGACGACCUGUUUCUCAAGUUGCCUUCCGGACACAGCAACCUCUUCAACGAAGUAUGGAACUUUCAAGGCACGCUGACGUUGUGACGUCGGUUAAGAAGUAAGGCAA